Messenger RNA from Lachancea fermentati, 3039 nucleotides. The record is from the annotation of a GenBank genome assembly. Lineage: Eukaryota; Fungi; Ascomycota; Saccharomycetes; Saccharomycetales; Saccharomycetaceae.
AUGAGAUUAUUUGAUGUCUUGUCAUCUUAUAAAGAUGACAUUGAUAAUGAUAAGCUCUAUUACAGGCUUUGGAGGGUUUUGGGUUCAGACUUGGGUGCUCAACAGGAAUUAAUGGAAAGUGAUUUCGUCAUUACUCAUUUUCACGAGAUGAGUAGAUGCAUAGAAGAUGGAAAGCCUGAGGAACGGCUAGUUUGGUUUAGUAUCCUGUGCUAUAGAUUGGACUUAUUAGCCAAUGCCGAUUUAGAGAAAUCACACUUGCUAUACAAGAUACGUGAGACCCUGGAUGCAAGCGGUAAUGAAUCGGCAGCAGUCAGCGUGUGCCUACACCUAAUGAAUUCUUUUCUCAUUCAUUUCAGUUCAGGCUUCCAUACUGAGUUCUUGACAACUGAAAUAAGCUACCUUGCCAAUAGUACUAAGGAUCCGAAGGUUGCUGGGCUGUUGCAAGAUUUUCUUUUCAUAUUUUUAACACAUCCUAGCUGUGAGCAAACGCAGGCUAACGACUUCUUUCAAAGGGUUCACGACGCUGGAAUAUUUUUAUGGCUUGAGCAAAAUUCAACAAAUCUGCUCAAAGUUAAGUUUAUCGAAGCACUCUUUGAAGACUCUUUUACUGACAAGUAUUAUAAACGUAUUCAUGCAUAUCAACUUUUCAGUCAACAAAAAGGUAUUCAACCCGAAGUUGAUUUCUGCUGUGAAGACGAAGUCUCACGAACUCUCGAUCCUUCCUUAAUCAAAGGUUUACAGAAAGAACUAUAUGACGCACUUAAUAUUCGAUUGGCAGUUGAAGUUGAAGAGGAAGAUUGCAAAGUUUUACGCUAUUUUUUGCGUAAAACUGUCGGUGUUAAUGAGUUCUUCAAGUCUUUCAAUCUUCUGCAAGUAGAUGAAAACAUUUUUUGCAUAACUCCUAGUAGGAGCGUCUACAUCCAUGCUUGCAAAACCUUAAUUGAUGAACUAUUCAGGUUGCAGCAUUCAAUUGGGGGGUUUCUUGGAUCUGUUUUUUCGAGAAUUCAGUCGUCAGAUACAGAAUGGGAAAUUAAAAGCAAAUAUGCGAAAUCAAAUUUUAAAACACAAGUUGGAGAAGAAUUUCAGGAAGCUCGGAUACUUUAUGGAAUCUCUCAACCUAGAGAUGAUUCAAUUUUUCAUGGCUGGAGCCGUCCAGAUGGCAGACACCUUCUUUUGACGAACAAUAAUCGUGAAAAUAGAUUGAUACGAGUGACAAGAGCUUUUAAGGAAGAUGGGGUGAAUUUAAGUUUGUAUUUCGAGAAACAGAAAGACGAAGAUCUUUCGAAAUACAAUUUGCUCAUUAUUUUUAAUGACGACAUUGAUACUAAAAUAAAGUGCCUGAAUCAUCUACAAAUCUGGAUGGCACAAAAGGAAAAGCAAUGGAAAGCAGCAACCUUCCAAGAGCUCUCGGUUUUUAAUGAAGCAAGCAACAAUAUACUCCUUGUCAAUGUUUUUAACUGCAUAUCACAGCUCGAAAGGUUGCGAAAUCCUGAAGGUGAGGAAGUAAUUGCGCAUCACAAGAAGAGGAAACUAAAAACACUUGAUAAGGCAACGCUCUUAAAUUUGAAGGAAAAUACCUGGAAAAUAUGUCCUCUUAUAAAAAGUAAGCCAAGCGUUAAUUUCACAUCUGAGCAAAUAAGCAGUAUUUUGAGUGGCGUUACAAAAAACUGCGUCAGUGUAAAUGGGAUCUGUGGUAGUGGAAAAAGUACUGUCAUCUCUUGUAUUUUAGACAAUAUCUAUCUCAACAGUCUGCACUCUGAGGCUCCCAAUUCUCGAACUUUGGUUGUUUGCGAUACCGAGGAAGCAUGUUCGAAGCUUUUGAAUAAACUUAAAAUUAUUCCACCCGAUCUCACUCUUAACCUGAACGACAAGAUUUCUGUAUUACUUUCUUCAAAGAGGAAGCAAUUGGAAUUAUCCUUACAACGCAUCAAGGGCUUUGCAGAAGCAUUAAAAAUGGCUGGAGGCUUGUUUUCAGAUGUCAAUGCUGCCCUAUCUCGCAAAGCGGUCAUCUUUUCAUUGCUCGAAGAGCUUGCAACAAACUCUGAUUCACUCGAAAAGAUCGACUUCUCAGCAUUUGGACAGGAGUUCAAUGGUCAAGAGCCACAAGCUAAGCUCGCGAAGUUAUUCACAGUUGUCACGGAAACAUUCGAAAACCUUCAGCAGCUGCAAAUUUUAUCUAUUAGCAGCAAGAAGGAAUCUUUGAUAGAAUCAUGCGACCUUCUAGUUUUGAGUAAAUUGGAACUUAUAUCGCGAAUUGCUAGUGGCUACAGAUUCAAGUUUUUUGAUAAUUUGGUUAUUUGCAAUGUCGAAUACUUUCAACCCCUUGAAGCAUUCUUUUCUAUAACCCAAUCUGCGAAAUGGCAAAGAAUCAUCCUCUCGGGCGAUCUUUCCACUUCACAAGCUCCUUAUGUUAUUCGUGAAAUUAUAGGUGAGCAAUCUUUUGGGCCACCGUUGCUCAGAAAUUUUGACGCUAAUCCAGAGAUAUUAAGAAUACGGUUUGCAGAUCAAAACUCCCAAUUUAACGUCCUACCAGGAUUCAGUACUGCAGUACAGAUUAUAAAAUCACCAGGCAACGUUGGUGAAAUGGUUAAUGACGAAGAGGCAGAGUAUUGUGUCCUUUUAUUUGCUUACUUACGGUUAAUCGGAUACCCACCGAAAUCGAUAUCGAUUUUGACAAUGUCUCCAUAUCAAUCUCAUGUUAUCGAUUCUGAGUUAGACUACUGGCUUGGUGAUGGCAGCGUGAAAAUUAAUCAGUCUAUCCAGUUUGGAAGGCCAAAGUGCAUCACAACUAUGGAAAAGAAUUGUUCAAAUAGAAACGAUAUUGUGAUCAUAUCGACAUCAGGUUCCCAACCCAACAUGGCGUAUUUUUCUCGAUUUUCGAAGCAAGGCCUUUUUGUUUUCAGCGAAUCAGGCGAGAAAUUGAAGUUAGCUUCUAACGAGAGCUAUAAUUCAAUGGUUCCGAAAGCUAGGCAGUUCAGAGAAAUAAUAGAUUUGGACAACAUGGAGAAUUAUGUCAGGACAAUGGCAAAAAGUACCUAG